AUGGGUCCUCGGAUCAAACGGAGGCGUCUAACGGACAUCUCUGGUGACCUCAGCGACACGGAAAUCUGCAAGCCAGCAAGUCAGCUAGAAAAGAACAGCUGGAAUGGAUUCUGUGAGAUCGAGUCUGAGCCGGCUCUAUUUAAUGUGAUGCUCCGGGAGUUCGGGGUGAAAGGUGUUAAGGUCCAGGAAGUAGUAUCUUUGGAUGAAGAAAUGAUGGCCUUCCUGGAUAAACCUAUCUACGGCUUGAUCUUCCUCUUCAGAUGGCGUGAAGACGAUGCCGAAAAGCAGGAAGCAAGCUGCCCAGAUGGGAUCUGGUUUGCCAAUCAGACGGCUAGCAAUGCCUGUGCUAGUGUAGCCCUGCUGAAUAUCGUGAACAAUAUCCCCGACAUCGACCUGGGGGAGAAUCUACGACACUUUAAAGAGUUCACGAUGCCGUUUACGCCAGCUUUACGAGGAGAUGCUAUUGCCAACUUCGAGUUCGUCAAGCGGGUGCAUAACUCCUUCGCGCGCAAGAUGGACAUUCUCAAUUCAGACCUCCAGCUCCAUUCUGAGGCCAAAACCCGCAAAGCAUCGUCCACGAGCCAGGCCGGGGAGAAUGAGUCGGACUCAUCCUUCCAUUUCAUCGCGUUCAUGCCGGUCAUGGGCCAAGUGUGGAAGUUUGAUGGGCUGGAACGGCAACCGCAAUCGAUCGGGGAUUGUUCCGAAGCCGACUGGUUGGACCUCGUAAGGCCUAAUCUCCUGGAUCGGAUGGCUGCCUAUGAGGAGGAUCAAAUUGAAUUCUCGAUCCUGGGAUUGGUGCGAGAUCCCCUGCCUGACCUCCUCCACCAGCUCGCUGUCAAUGUGAAGAGUCUGGAGACGGUCCACGCGCGUCUACUGCCCCAUGGCGCUACCACGGCAGCUGCGACGCUCGAAGGAACGGUGAUCGGCCCGGAGCCGUCCCUUGCGUUGACCCGCGCCGCGAUCGAUGCGGCUGUGAUCCCGGAGGCAACCCAGCAGGAAUACCAGAGCUGCUCACCGAGCCAGCAUCAGCAACACCAACAGACGCUCAAUCAAGCCCAGGUCGAGCUUCGGUCACGCAUCCGAGAGGAACAGCAGUCGCAGCGAGCGGACGAGGACCAUGCGACCGGGCGACGGUACGACUACGGGCCCGCAAUCCGGACGUGGCUACGAUUCCUGGCGCGCAAGCAGUUGCUGGCGGAGUUGCUUCAAUAG
Messenger RNA from Penicillium canariense, 1212 nucleotides. Its product is annotated as ubiquitin C-terminal hydrolase 37. Gene Ontology annotation, cellular component: cytoplasm. Bases 1 to 1212 code for a protein of 403 amino acids. Gene Ontology annotation, biological process: ubiquitin-dependent protein catabolic process; protein deubiquitination. The record is from RefSeq and is a predicted model, not a curated record. The transcript is spliced from 6 exons. NCBI's taxonomy places the organism in Eukaryota, Fungi, Ascomycota, Eurotiomycetes, Eurotiales, Aspergillaceae. Gene Ontology annotation, molecular function: cysteine-type deubiquitinase activity.